AUGAAUCAACACCAGCAGAAAGAUUACCAACAACAAAGAACAAGCAGUAAUACGGCAGCACUUGCUGCUCAUGUUGCAGAAAAAAAGCGUGAGCUUGCAGGUUUCCAGGAGCUCGUAUUUUUAAGUGACAACUUGGUGCAACAACUAUCUGAAUAUGCAGAAAAUGCAGACUCUUUAGCAAGCGGAACGGAAGCUGUAGCCGCUGUUUUAAAGAACUGGUCUAAUGUUAUUCGUGCAGUGACUCUGGCUAACUCCAAAAUCACUAAUUUGACUCAAGAAGACUACGAUGACGUAGCUAAACCUCCACUUCCUGAGAUUCUUGUUCGAAAACGUCUUGAUUGA
Messenger RNA from Magnusiomyces paraingens, 342 nucleotides. RefSeq lists its product as uncharacterized. The record is from RefSeq and is a predicted model, not a curated record. Bases 1 to 342 code for a protein of 113 amino acids. Gene Ontology annotation, biological process: attachment of spindle microtubules to kinetochore; mitotic cell cycle. Gene Ontology annotation, cellular component: DASH complex; mitotic spindle pole body; mitotic spindle. Lineage: Eukaryota; Fungi; Ascomycota; Dipodascomycetes; Dipodascales; Dipodascaceae. The transcript has 2 exons.